AACACAUCGGCGGCCACUGUCUCAUUUCUCACAGCGCUUCCAUCGAUCGCUCGAAGACUUGGAAACGCCUCCGUGAAACCCUAGGCGUAUACUGUACUGUCGAGUGUUGAAGACUCGAAUUUCACUGAUAUGGAGUGGAAUCCUGAAACCCUACAGUUCCUCUCCCAAUGCUUCCUCAACACGCUCUCUCCGAUGCCACAGCCUCGCCGCCAAGCUGAGGCGGGCCUUGCGGAUGCGGCUGAAAAGCCUAACUACGGCCUGGUGGUGCUCCGCCUAGUGGCCGAGCCUUCUGUUGAUGAGCAGAUUCGACAAGCGGCUGCUGUCAACUUCAAGAACCACCUCAAGGCGAGGUGGUCGCCGGCUCCUUCUUCUGGACAUAAUGCGCCGAGUGUGGCUCCUAUUGCGGACGAGGAGAAGGAGCAGAUCAAAGGUUUGAUUGUUUCACUGAUGGUUAAUGCAUCUCCCAGGAUACAGUCUCAGCUUAGUGAAGCUCUGACUGUGAUAGGUAAGCACGAUUUUCCUAAAGCUUGGCCUAGUUUGUUGCCUCAGCUCGUUCUGAGUCUUGAUAAGUUGAGCCAGGCAAAUGAUUAUGCAUCUGUUAAUGGGGUGCUUACCACCCUUCACUCCUUGUUUAACAAAUUCCGGUAUCAGUUUAAGACCAAUGAGUUGCUCCUUGAUCUCAAAUACUGCCUUGAUAAUUUUGCGAAGCCAUUGUUAGAUGUUUUUAAGCGCACUGCAAAUGUGAUAGACCGGGCCAUGGAGUCUGGCUCUGCUACUGCACCAACCCUGAAGCCAUACAUAGAAUCUCAGAGAUUGUGCUGUGAGAUAUUCUAUUCUUUGAAUUUUCAGGAAUUGCCUGAAUUUUUUGAGGAUCAUAUGAAUGAAUGGAUGAUUGAGUUUAAAAAAUAUCUUACUGUGAAGUAUCCAGUUCUUGAAGACAGUAGCAAUGAUGGGCUUGCAGUUGUUGAUGGUCUACGGUCUGCAGUCUGUGAAUGCAUCAGCCUUUAUAUGGAGAAGGAGGAGGAAUUGUUUCAAGGGUAUUUAAGUGGAUUUGUGGAGGCUGUAUGGAGUCUUCUUGUAGCUUCAUCGGCAUCCUCCAGUAGGGAACAACUGACUGUCACUGCAAUUAAGUUCUUGACAAUUGUUAGCACUAGUGUUCAUCACACACUGUUUGCACGAGAUGACAUUCUAGAGAAUAUUUGCCAAAGUAUCGUCAUUCCUAAUGUAAUGUUAAGGGAUGAAGAUGAGGAGCUGUUUGAGAUGAACUAUGUUGAGUUCAUAAGGAGGGAUAUGGAAGGAAGUGAUCUUGACACUAGGAGGAGGAUUGCAUGUGAACUACUCAAGGGUGUUGCUACUCAUUACAAGGAAAAAGUCACAGAAAAGGUAUCCCAGCAGAUAACUAAUUGUCUGGCCAUGUUUACUCAGAAUCCAACUGCGAAUUGGAAAUUCAAAGACUGUGCUAUCUAUUUAGUUGUCUCCCUGGCCACUAAAAAGGCAGGUGGUACUUCAGUGUCAACUGACCUGGUAAACGUGGAGAGCUAUUUUGGAUCUGUUAUUGUUCCAGAGCUCCAAAGUCAGGAUGUGAAUGCCUUUCCAAUAUUGAAGGCGGGUGCUUUAAAGUUCUUCACCAUGUUUAGAAAUCUGAUACCAAAGCAUGUUGCAUUGGCACUGUUUCCAGAUGUCGUUCGUUUCCUUGGUGCAGACUCCAAUGUGGUUCAUUCUUAUGCCGCAAGUUGUGUUGAAAAGCUGUUACUGGUCAAAGAUGAUGGUGCAAGAGCAAGGUAUACUUCAUCUGAUAUUAGUCCCUUUUUGCUAGUCUUGAUGACCAAUCUUUUUAAUGCCUUAAAAAAGCCAGAAUCUGAAGAGAAUCAAUACAUUAUGAAGUGUAUUAUGCGUGUGCUUGGGGUUGCUGAGAUCUCUCGUGAAGUGGCUUUGCCGUGCAUAGCUGGUCUUACUCAAAUCCUGAUCGUAGUAUGUGGGAAUCCAAAAAGCCCUGUUUUCAACCACUACCUAUUUGAGUCGGUGGCUGUUCUGAUCAGAAGGGCCUGUGAGAGGGAUCCAUCUCUCAUAUCUGCUUUAGAAGAAAACUUGUUCCAAUCCCUUCAAAUAAUCUUGGAGAGAGAUGUGAGCGAGUUCUUUCCUUAUGCAUUUCAGCUUCUGGCUCAGCUUGUUGAGUUGAAUAAGCCUCCUAUUCCACAACUCUACAUGCAGAUAUUUGAAGUUCUCCUUUCACCUGAAUCCUGGAAAAAAACUGCAAAUGUUCCUGCUCUAGUCCGGUUGCUCCAGGCAUUUCUUCGAAAAGCACCCAGUGAACUUAAUCAACAAGGAAGGUUGUCAAAUGUCCUGGGCAUAUUUAACACACUGAUAAUUUCUCCAAGCACAGAUGAACAGGGGUUCUAUGUGUUGAAUACAGUCAUUGAAAACCUUGGGUUUGAUGUUGUCUCACCAUAUGUGGGCCAUAUCUGGGCUGCCUUAUUCAAACGGCUGCAGGAAAAACGAACAGUGAAGUUCGUGAAGAAUCUUGUGAUAUUUAUGUCUCUUUUCCUGGUCAAGCAUGGUUCUCAGAAUCUUGCAGCUUCAAUUGAUGCUAUUCAAGCAAAUUUAUUUCGUACAAUUGUAGAACAAUUUUGGGUACCUAACCUCAAACUAAUCACAGGAUCAGUUGAGCUCAAGUUAACUGCAGUUGCUUCGACUAAACUUAUAUGUGAAUCCCCGUCGUUUUUGGAUUCUGGGCUUUGGGGAAAGAUGCUGGAUAGUAUAGUCACUCUUCUCUCUAAAUCAGAGGACGAGAGAGUGGAGGAAGAACAAGAAGUUCCAGAUUUUGGGGGGGAGACUGGAUAUAGUGCUACUUUCGUUCAUUUAUACAAUGCUGGGAAGAGGGAAGAAGACCCACUAGUAGAAAUACGGGAUCCAAAAUUAUUCUUUGUUACAUCCUUGGCUAAUCUAUGUGCUCAUUCCCCUGGCCAGUACACACAGUUUAUAAGGGAUAAUCUCCUCCCUGUAAACCAGGAAGCGCUACUUCGUAUGUGCAGCUCAUAUAAUGUAGCAAUAGUUUGAGUGCACAAGGCAUUACAUGGCUGCCAUGUAUCUGGAUAUGUUGUCGCGGAUUGUACAAGAUGUGGUCACAGGUGUCAUACAUGUAGGUGGUCUUUGUGUCCCAAAUUUACGGUAGCUGAAUGGUCGUGAGGUUCCCGUUUUGGACUACAUUUUUUGUGGCAGUGGCUUGGCGCCGCUAGUUUGGAUUCGAUUGGGGACAUUGUUGUUCCGCUGCCAUUAUUGAGUCUGGCGUACAUGCUUUUCAAGGCAAAUUUUCUUUGUAUGCAAGGUCCUUUAUUUUCUAGUUGAUCAAGUCAAUGAGACGGGUCUAUAAUUCUAUAUCUUGUGUAGUGGUUUUGGUCGGAGGUUUUGGUUAAAUCCUGGAGAUAUAUAAAUAUAUGCCAUGCUACCCUUACUAGAGAGAGUUCGUUUAGUGUCAUAUACCUAUAUGUGUGUAGCUCUUAUAUCAUAUAUAAGGACCCCACCAGGAAUGAGAACUGGGCCAUUUGGUCAUAAAAUUGAGGAUUGUAUUUAUAAUCAAUGAAGGCAC
This is a messenger RNA of Cuscuta epithymum, 3586 nucleotides long. NCBI's taxonomy places the organism in Eukaryota, Viridiplantae, Streptophyta, Magnoliopsida, Solanales, Convolvulaceae. The record is from the annotation of a GenBank genome assembly.